CUUUGACAGAACCAAGUCAAAUAAGUGGGCAGUGUGUCACUGUCAUCAGGCUUACCAUCUUGUGGGUGAGCGAAGCGUAUACAAAUCUUCUGCCUACCAACCCUCACUACCAUUAUCAUCACUAGCAUCCCCACUCAUGAUGGAUUGUCCUAGACUCCCUCCUUCUGUGUGUCAUCAUCCUUGAUUCUCUACCCUGACAAUUAUCACAACUCACAGUGAAAGUGUAUGUGUGUGUGUGUGUGAGAGAGAGAGAUAGGAGAACAGACCAGAGCGAGAGAGAGCGAUGGGAGAGCAGACCAGAGAGAGAGAGCGAUAGACUAGCAGACCAGAGAGAGAUUACACUAAGGAGGGAAGACCUGUUGACAUAUAUCUCUCAAGUCAGCCAUGAGGAUCUCCUUCAGGACUGGAAACUACCUCAGAUAACCUGACACCACUGCAAACAAGCAUACAGUCAACGCUGGGGCACAUGGACCAUGACACAACCAGGAUGACUCCACUCUGAGACCCACCAAGAUGCACAGAUUUGGAAUUAUGAACCACAACAGUCUCAACCAGCCUCCAGGAAGUUUUGUGGAGUGUGUAUGUCUAUCAUGAUGUGUUUUUGUUAUGACGAUCUGAUUGGAGGACUGACAGGUGGGAUGACUAAAGAGAGGCUGGAAGAACAGGCUCGUUAGUCUGCGCUGGUACCUAUUGUGAGCUGGCUGGAUCAACCUCGAGGGGGGCUCCCCUAGUAGCCAUGGCUGAGAUGGAGGAGUUCUCCCCCAUGUCCCCGCGGCGCACCCCACGCCGGACCCCCCGUGUGCUGCGCCUGGACCCGUCCCUGCUCCAGCGGCGCGUGUUGGAGGACCAGGUGGAACUGUGGUGGUUCCGCGAGCCGCGGCGCUCCCUGCUCUGCUACUGCAUCUCAGUGUGCCUCGUCCUGGGCUUGGGGCUCGGCGGCGUAGGCCUCCUCUCCACCACCAACAGCCUGUCCGGGGAGUGGCGCCUAGGAGUGGGCACCAUGCUCUGCCUCCUAGCUCUGGCUGUCCUCCUCAAACAGCUCCUAAGCUCCGCCGUCCAGGAUAUGAAUUGCAUUCACAGCCGGAGGCGUAUAGAGUUAAUGAAGAGCGGUGGGCGGGCGGACCCGGUGGUCAUCAUUUUCACCGGGAUGGCUUUGGCACUCUGCGGAGGGGUCCUACUCUACAUGUCGCUGGCCAGCGGGCACCAUCGGCCCGGGCAGCGCCACAGGGAUAUGUUCCUGUCCGGGGUGGUGCUACUGUGGGUAGGGGGCACCACCGGGUUGGCGGUGGCUGGGUACUUGCUGGUAGUGCACCUCCAGCAGAGGAGAGAGAGGAGGAGGUUGCAGAGGCGGAGGAGGGGAGGGAGAGGGUUACGGGGCAGGGCAGUCAGGGUGUUUACGGUCUCCUCUAGUAGAACUAGCCUCAUCUGAGAGUGCAGACCCGGGUCUUGUUCAUUAGGCACCAAACGGCGUUGCCCUAAUGAACACUACCCUUGGUUGAAAUAAUAUUUGUAUUUCUUUAAAAGACUUGAGCUGUGCUUGAUUGAGCUUGCCUGGCGCAAUGGGACCAGAGCCAUAGACACUGUAUACAUCCCAGGUCUGUUGAAGAGGAGAGGAAAACAGGUGAGGAGAGGAGAACAGGAGGUGAAAAGAGGAGGGGAGGCAAGUUAGGAGAGGAGAGACGAGACGAGACUAGGGGACUUAAUAGAUGAAGGGACUUGAGGGGAGGGAAAGAUAGGAAAGGGGUAUCACCACUCACUCUCCCGGGUCUGUAACAGAGUCCUGUGUUUUUUGCUGGCACUGUGACUGCGUCAUCCUGUUGACUAAUGCCCAUUGCAGACCGUGCCCACUAUGCCAACUAUGCCAUUCACCACUGCUGUGUUGUGGGAACCAGGCUGUGCAGGGUGACACCAGCCCCACGGACCCCCAGGACCCUCAGUCACACUGGCCAUUGUUUCUAUCAGUGGCAGAAUGAGCGCUACACUGCCAUCGUCACAAACAAGCCACUCGCAUUGGGGGAGACCCGACCAAGUCACAUUGUUCUAGUUCCUCUGUGUUGUUUUGACUCACUUGUCCUAUUUGAUGUUAUUAUAUUGACCCAAAUUUGGUAGUCUUAUCAGUGCUUAAUUUGUAGAUCGGAAGGUACAGGAACACUUUUUUUGCAUGAAAUCAGGUGACCUGGGGGGCUCAGAGGUACUGGAAAACAUGACAAAAUAGAUUCACCUUUAUAAUAAAGCAUAACGUGCAUAUCGUCGCAUUCAGCUAGUGGCAUAGAGUAGAGGCGCUUACAGAAGUUGCACACAUGGGCAGUGGUGGAAAAAGUACUCAAUUGUCAUA
Messenger RNA from Oncorhynchus tshawytscha (Chinook salmon), 2335 nucleotides. RefSeq names its product transmembrane protein 125-like. NCBI's taxonomy places the organism in Eukaryota, Metazoa, Chordata, Actinopteri, Salmoniformes, Salmonidae. The coding region runs from base 737 to 1429 and encodes 230 amino acids. The transcript has 2 exons. The record is from RefSeq and is a predicted model, not a curated record.